Messenger RNA from Colletotrichum fioriniae, 2121 nucleotides. RefSeq lists its product as uncharacterized. The record is from RefSeq and is a predicted model, not a curated record. Lineage: Eukaryota; Fungi; Ascomycota; Sordariomycetes; Glomerellales; Glomerellaceae.
AUGAAAAAUCACGACGUGGAAAGCAAGCGUCGCAUCAUCAUCGCCAGGAUACCAGACGGGACACCAAGCGCGGCAGGAACGAGACAUCUUGCGACUAGGCACGAGCAACACAAGAUCCGCAAGUUUCGAGCUGGAAACCCGGCUUGGCGCAACUUCUGCAAGCCGUGCCACGAGAAGCACCUAAACAGCGGCGAUGGCAAGACAGUGAAGGCUUAUGGGAACUUUUGCUUUGGCUGUGGAUUUGCCCGCUCAUCUCACUUCAACAAGGAGAAUCCCAUCAAGCCCACCAAAAAGCCGAUCAAGAACUUUUGUGCUCAUUGCAUGAAACGUCUUUCCAAGAAAGCAGUCAUUCCGACAGAGACUUUGCUCGGUAGCUCUUCCGAUGAGAGUGAAGCGGAAUCGGAUGUGCCCGAGUUUGACGCAGAUCAACACGAUGGACAGAACCCAGAUCCUGCCAAUUGUUUUCGCACAACGCUCCAGCAAGAGAAGGCAGAGACGAAGAAAGAUGCCACAGACUGUUUUUUUGAGUGCAACGAAGCUGGAAACGAGUCGGAUGAGCUUUCUCCAUCGGAGUCUGUUCAAAAGCGACUGAAAAAGCGCCGUUCUGCUCGAGCAAGCGAUGCGGUACCUCUGGAAGAGGUUCAACCCAAGUCUCAGCGCUUUACGACCCGUCACGAUGAUGAUCUUGCGAACAACGUCGUCGCGGCAAGCAUUGGCCAUAAAGCUCCUUCGGUUGAGGACGUUCCUGAUACUGAAGCGAGUCCACGACCCGAGGACGACAUGCCCUCACACUCUCGCAGCUCGCCAGCCUCAAACCGUUCCACCUCUGCGACCACCGCACCCGCUACACCAAUUCAAACGACAGCACAGUCCCUGGCCAGCGAAGAUUGUGUUGACCCCGGUCCAUCCCUGAACUCGGAAACUGGUUCACCCUCCAAGCGAGCAAGAUUCAGUGAGCGUGUCGAGGUCCGCACAUCUCCGACUUUCUGGCAGCGCGAGCACCCCGAGGGUGAUAAUCCAUACGCGCAAUUCCAAUACGAGCAGUACAAUGAUGAUCUUCGCGAUGGAAAGAAGGCCGUUCCUCUCAAAGAUCCACUGAGAGACCCUGAUGGCAGGACUGCAGGAAGGUUUUACGUGCCCCUAUGCAGCAUUGACGACCACAGCUUCAACUCUUGGAGCAAUGAGGGUGCGGCAGGAUGGGACGACUUUGCUGCGAGGUUCACAUCCAACUCGGUCAAGGUCUCUGGCAACAACCCCCUUCAUUCUAGCACUUUCUAUACCACCGGAGGGAACCUUCCAAGGGAUUGUUCCACCAGCAAUGGUGACCAGUCUCGCCUCACCGGAGAUCGAUCGAAUCCAAGCAAUCGAAAACAGCAGCCGCAAGGCUCCGGCGAUUUCUGCUACGGCCAAGGAAAGGAGAAUCAGCCAUGCCCACCUAGUCCUAUCGCGCCAACCGGCUGGGGCUCACUGUAUGACUACUUUGAUGGCAACCAUAACUACGAGAACCAUCACGCCUCGGACUGGUCAUCCCGCCGCGAUGCUCGCCGCACUGAGCGAAACCAUGGCCCAUGUGCUAAUCAAGACGGUUCCUUUCGGAAUGCGCAAGAUCCAUACCCCAAUUGGGAUCAUCAGGUAGGCGGUGCACACAAUCAUUUCGAUUCCUUCAGCAGCUAUCCUGAUGAUUCUUUCGGAAGAUUCGGCUUCAAUUCAUCAUACGAUCCAAAUGAUCACGGGCGUUAUUCGGGAGAGGAUGGCUAUCACGGCGACUACAGCUCAACUUCCGCUCGUCAGCAAUACUACCAGGGCCACCAAUCAACUCCACCGAAAGAGAAGCGAUAUGGCUUUGAUUUUGGUGCUUCUGACACUCAUGAGAACCUUCAUGCUCGCUCCUUCCACGGCUUCUCUGUUCAUACGACUGACCAAGACACGACGACCGGGAACGGUGCUCCAUGCGCUGCUGAAGUUCCGUUCGAGUCAUCAACCACGAGCAACGACGCCCUUCAAGAGCCCAAGCUUCCUCCUAUCGGCAUUGUCAUGGAGAUUCCGGAUGACAUGUCCGACAGUGAUGUCCACACCCUUCUCAUCCCUGGCUGCGACGACUAUGUUCCCAUGGCGUACUGA